CCAACUUAUCUCCAGGAAAGAGCCUGCCCCCAACGUCCCACACACUUUGACCCCUCGAGCAAUGCGGCUACAUCAGCCACAGCUGCAGCAACCUCAGGUGCCGGAGGCGGUGACGGCUACGUCGACGCCGGUUUCGGGUCCCUCGCUGUCGGCUGAGGCGCCGCCGAAGCUGGUGGCUCUAGCCAUUGACAGGCUGGGCCAUGCCGCUCGCCUCAUUGCCGACAUCGGGCUGGGCGCCGACCGUCUCCUCGAAGCCCCCUUUGUCGCCGCCCAGCCUUACCCAAGCACCAAACCUCUGCAGUUGUUCCUCAAAGAAGAUGCCUCCAUGCGUCAACACCUCCAAGAGCUCCGAUCCGUUGGAAGGCAACUUGAGGAGUCCGGGGUUCUAGACGAGUCACUUAGGUCUCAAAGUGAUUCGUGGGGGCUGCACAUGCCCCUGGUCUGUCCAGACGGUGCUGUGGUUGCAUAUGCUUGGAAACGCCAACUAGCCGGCCAGGCUGGUGCUUCUGCGGUCGACAGGACGAGGUUAGCUCUCAAGGCCUUCACUGAUCAGAAAAGACGGUUUUUCCCUCACCUUGAUGAUGGAUUAGAUGGUCAGAGUACCGAAUCUGCUUCAAAGAAACGUUGUGGUCACCAGGUACAGAUGGAAAAUCAUCAAGAAGAGCUUAGUGAUUAUAAGACACUGUCAGAUGUUCUGACACAUCUGGAAAAAGAAGUGCCAAAUUUCAGAGUUUUCACUUAUGAACGAUUGGACUGGUUGAAAAGAGCAUCUUCGCUGCCCUCUUCAGCAAAUGAGACUUCCAUGGAAACAUCUAAUGAACACAAUUUUCGCAGUUCAAAUAAACUAAGACUAGGAUCACUGAGUGCUGUAGCUACAGAGAAGACUGCUGUAAUUGAGUUGCUGUUUCCCUCCAUCUUCAGAGUUAUUGUAUCUCUUCAUCCUGUUGGUUCUAUUGAUCUUGAUUCAGUUGCUUUCUUUUCUCCAGAUGAGGGAGGCAGCUACAUACAUGCUAGGGGGAUUUCAGUUUAUCAUGUAUUUAGAUUGAUUACGGAGCAUGCUGCUAUGGCUCUGCAGUAUUUUCUUGGAAUUCAAGCUGAAACAACUCUACAUUCUCUUCUGAAGUGGAUCUGUAGCUAUCAAACUUUAUUUACCUGAGUUUGCAGUAAGUGUGGACGGCUGCUAUUGAUGGACAAAAAAUCUGCUUUACUGUUACCUCCAGUUUAUCGUCCCUACAGGCAGUUUUCUUCAUUGGAAAUUUCAUCCAUCCAACCCAUUUCCUCAGCAAACGAUAGGAGUUCUGAUCUUGCUUGGGCUUAUCAUGUUAGUUGCUUUUCAGAGGAAAGCUUAGUCCACGUAUUGUGCUUUACUUGUAUGUUGCAGUUUUCAUCCCGUUUUCUGUUAAUACUAAGAUGUCCUGUUAGUUGUUGCAUAAUCUAGUAAGAGAAAGUGGAAAAAAAAAAAUUGACAAAUCCUGUAGAUUGUAAAGUGAAUUUUCAUAUUGAAGUUUUAUAAAGUGGAAAAAAUGUGGCUGCUUA
Molecule: messenger RNA, 1536 nt
Organism: Juglans microcarpa x Juglans regia
Lineage: Eukaryota; Viridiplantae; Streptophyta; Magnoliopsida; Fagales; Juglandaceae
Product: mediator of RNA polymerase II transcription subunit 27-like
Exons: 7
Coding region: 62-1156 (364 amino acids)
Biological process (GO): regulation of transcription by RNA polymerase II
Cellular component (GO): mediator complex
Molecular function (GO): transcription coactivator activity
Source: RefSeq, a predicted model, not a curated record